AUACCACCCACAUGACAUCCUGCACAUCUGCACAUGGUAGAGAGCUGUAUAAAAGUUGUGCUUUCAUUUUGAUACUGAAUUGCAAGAAACAUUACUAAUAAUGAGUUGCUUACUGUGGAAGACAGCUACUCUCCUGAGCCUGGUUUGGGCUGUUGGAGGACAAUUAAGUGGAGAUCUGAGGCUGGUAGACAGAGUUAGUCAAACAGGAGGCUCCUCUGGCAGACUGGAAGUCUAUUACAGUAGACAAUGGGGAACAGUGUGUCAGGACAGCUUCGGUUCAAAUGAUGCAAGAGUAGCUUGUCGUCAACUAGGGUUCUCAACCUACACUCAAUACGGAACAGUUGGAAGGCUAGGUUUCUCUGAAGCUUCAUCAUUCACUCCAACAUGGCUGGACGAGCUUCGUUGUCGAGGAACUGAGAGCAGACUCAGUAAUUGCCCUGCUAACCCUAUCGGAGUUGAAGAUUGCUUCCAUUCAGAAGAUGUGGCCUUGAUCUGUACUGCAAGCACUGCAAGCCCAAAUGGAGACCUGAGGCUGGUAGGCAGGUCAGGCCGAACAGGAGGCUCCUCUGGCAGACUGGAGGUCUAUUACAGUGGACAAUGGGGUACAGUGUGUCAGGACAACUUUGGCUCAGGUGAUGCAAGAGUGGCUUGUCGUCAACUAGGGUACUCAACCUCCACUCGAUACGGAAGAGUUGGGCUGCUAGGAUUCUCCCAAGCUUCACUAUCCACUCGGAUAUGGUUGGACGAGCUUCGUUGUCGAGGAUCUGAGAGCAGACUCAUUAAUUGCCGUGCUAACCCUAUCGGAGUUGAAGAUUGUGGCCAUUCAGAAGAUAUUGCCUUGUUCUGUACUGGAUCAUCAGCGUCCAGCGUAACUAUCGGUGUUGGGGCAACAGUCCCUUUCAUCAUCAUCGUCUUCAUAUUUUUGUUUAUCGUCUUGUUGUGUGGUAUCAUAAGAAGGCGUCGCCUGAAUCGCCCCCCACCCAGGAAUCUAAACACUAACACUACAUCGACAGCUACAACGACCGUCACAAAUACACAAAAUACAGCCUACUCCAUGAAUCAAAGAUCCUCAAACUCUAAUCAGCCUCCCCCUCCAUCUAAUCAGCCUCAACCAGCAGCUGCCUACCCGACUGGACAAUAUUCCGCCCCCUCGUACUACACGUCCUACCCUCAGCAACCCCCAGCCCCUUAUCCUCAGCAACCCCCGGCCCCUGAAAAACCGCCCCCUGCAAUGCAUUUUUCUGGCGGAGAAGCCCCUCCACCAUAUCCGGGAUAACUAUGGGUACUGCCCACCAAGUAUUAUUUUAUUAUUGACCGAUAGUGAUAGUAUCAUUCUGCUUUACUUGAUGUCUCAUAGCUCAAUUUCAUCUCAGUCUCCUUCAAUUCUGAUAUCAUAUUUUUGGUGUCAAAAUAAUUAUGUUAAAUCACUUAUGCAUGCACAUACAGGUGUAUAGGGGCCAUCAUCAUUUUUCGGCCUUGGAUUUAGCCUCGAUAAAUACCGGUAUUUAUUACUUAGCUAUUAGAGUUAUAGGCUAAAUUCCAGGCCGCAAAAAAAAGGCGCCUUUUUCUUUGCUGCCUGGAAUUGAGGCUACACCUUGGACCUAGCCUCGAUUCAAGGCCGAUAUUAAUCGGCCUGGAAUUGAGGCUACCUUGGACCAUGCAUGCAUGGGCGAUUAUAAUCUAUUGUAUUCAGCCGAAAUUGUCGAUUCUUUCAUUUCCCAAAUUUGAACUUUGAGGACAUAAUGUUUUCAGAAAUCAUUGUUGAAGAAACCAUAAUUUUUAUUACUCAGCUAUUAAUUGUUGAAGUUAGGCAUAAUUGA
Molecule: messenger RNA, 1820 nt
Organism: Halichondria panicea
Lineage: Eukaryota; Metazoa; Porifera; Demospongiae; Suberitida; Halichondriidae
Product: neurotrypsin-like
Exons: 6
Coding region: 101-1276 (391 amino acids)
Cellular component (GO): membrane
Source: RefSeq, a predicted model, not a curated record